Topomyia yanbarensis is the source of this 2719-nucleotide messenger RNA. RefSeq names its product sodium-dependent nutrient amino acid transporter 1-like. Gene Ontology annotation, biological process: sodium ion transmembrane transport. NCBI's taxonomy places the organism in Eukaryota, Metazoa, Arthropoda, Insecta, Diptera, Culicidae. Gene Ontology annotation, molecular function: L-amino acid transmembrane transporter activity. The record is from RefSeq and is a predicted model, not a curated record. Bases 249 to 2120 code for a protein of 623 amino acids. Gene Ontology annotation, cellular component: membrane. The transcript has 8 exons.
UCCCACGAGCAGCGAAAGCGAGAAUCAGCGCACGGAUGAGCACCUCCGAUACACGAAAGCCCACUGGCAAACAGUUUGAUUGCAUUUACAAGUUCAAGAACUCACAUUUGUCACAAUCGUUCAGUAGUGAAUCAGAUUCCCCGGGUGAUGGUGGAAUGCAGUUUGCGUGGAGAGUGCUAUACUAUAAAUUUACUAGCGUUUACUUCUCGGUUCAAAUAUUUGCCUAAGCAACGGAAUGGAAUAUCGAAAUGGAAAGGAAACUAGUGAGGUUUCGUGACCAGCGAAGCAGUGUUCUUCUAGUAAGCCGUCUGGAUACCGUUAUACACACAACAAUUAGCUACCAAGAAACGCCGCCAAAUGAAGAUGCGAGCAGUACGACAGCCAUGAAACAAACGGACGACAGUGAGCACCAGAAGUGGAGCAAUAGCAUCGAGUUCUUGCUGUCCUGUGUGGCGCUUUCCGUGGGAUUCGGAAAUGUUUGGAGAUUCCCUUAUACUGCGCUACAGAACGGAGGAGGUGCCUUUGUGAUACCGUACCUGAUUGUGUUGUUUGUAGUCGGAAGACCCAUCUACUAUUUGGAGAUGGUGAUGGGACAGUUCUCGAGCCGAGGAUGCGUCAAAGUAUUCGAUGUUUGUCCGCUGAUGCGGGGCAUAGGAGUCGGACAGACUAUCACGAUGUUCAUCAUUGUUGGAUAUUAUGCUGCGGUGCAAGCGCUGUCAGUUCGAUACUUUCUGGAUUCGUUCCGUAGUCCUUUGCCCUGGAGCGAAUGUGAACGUGACUGGUUGAAUUGCAUCGAUUCUAAAUUUACUGGACGAACGGCUGUUACUAACGGGACAGUGACUCCAUCAGCUGACUUGUACUUCACAAAGACAAUCAUGAAUCUAGUGCCAAACAUUGACAACGGAAUUGGGGUCCCGGACUGGAAAUUGGUCCUUUGCCUGCUAGCUUGCUGGAUCUGUAUUUUUGGACUUCUGGUCAAGGGAAUCAAGAGCUCGGGAAAAGCUACAUACGUACUGGCUAUUUUCCCUUACGUGAUUUUACUGAUGCUGCUCAUCCGUUCCUGUACUCUCACCGGUGCUCUCGACGGUAUCAAAUAUUUCGUGCAGCCCCAGUGGGAAAAACUACUGGAACCAGAUGUUUGGUACGCAGCAGUCAGUCAAUGUUUCUUCUCUUUGACCAUAGGACUAGGAGCAGUGAUCGUGUUUUCGUCAUUCAAUAACUUUUCCAGCAACAUUUAUCGCGAUGCAACGAUCAUAUCUAUUCUAGACACACUUACCUCAAUGGUCUCCGGCGUGAUUGUGUUCGGGAUCGUCGGAAAUUUAGCCUACGUUACACAGCGAGAGGUUCCGAAUGUAAUGAGUUCCGGACCGCAGCUGACCUUCAUCACCUAUCCGGAUGCCAUCGCUAAGAUGGACUUUGCGCCCAACUUUUUCGCCGUGAUGUUCUUCCUGAUGUUUAUCCUACUGGGAAUGGGCAGCAACAUGGGGAUCGUGACGACCAUCCUGACUGCAAUCCAAGAUCGAUAUCCGAAGGUGACGGUCUGGAAGGUUGUCUUGGUUAUUUCCACGGCUGCAUUCUGUUACGGCUGUGUGUAUCUCACUCCGGGCGGCUUGAUAAUAUUAGAUCUUGUGGAUUACUAUGGAGUUACGUUCGCCACCCUUACUUUAGUCAUCCUUGAAGUCAUCGCGUUUUGUUGGAUUUAUGGGGUGAACCGAAUCUGUAUUGACAUCCAGUUUAUGCUGGGAAUUAAAACUGGCAUUUUCUGGAAAGUUUGUUGGGGUUUCCUAACUCUAUUCCUCAUUGGAGCAAUUUUCGUACUGGAAGUAAUCAGAUACGAGUUGAAGAAUGUUCCAUUGGGAUACAAUGUGUUUGGAUGGUGUUUAUACAGCUUUUCAGUGCUGCAGGUCGUUGGCUGGGCAGUUUAUGCAGUUUUAAAACGACCGGAGAAACGAGUGCUAAACAAAUUUCUACGAGCGCUAGAGCCAACAGAUGACUGGGGACCUGACAGUGCAACCCUGAAACACGAUUAUAAUGUGACAGUUCGACGAUACAAGGAUUCUCUAAGCUUACGAAAUAAUAAUAUUGUAGAAAGAAUAUGUCUACGUCUUUUCAAACGAUAAACUAAUGUUUUACAUUACUAUGACUUGUGAACUUUGAGACAUGAAAACUUUUGGUUAAAUGAGCCUGGACUUUAACAAUAGGGAACUUUUAGGAAUGAAAACAUAAUUUCUGGAUUUUAAAGCUCUAUUUCGUACCUUAAUCACUGAAAUCAUAGAUUUAUUAGUGUAGAUUCUGCAUAUUAUAAUAUGAACAACGGAUGCAUCUAACUAAUAUUUCGUCAUGUAAAAAAUAAUUGAAACCACGGCGUUAUUUCCUAAAAAAAAAUUCACGAAUUCUAUUCUAUUCAAUUCCAAUCCUAUUGAACCCCUUGCACAGCCUAACGAAAAGUAUACCAGCGCGCCACCUAUAUCUCAGUGGCGCAUGUGGAUUGCCAAUGGCUUCAUCGUUCAUCGACAGAGUCAUCAACACGCCCAAUUGAUUUAGAAAAGGGAUCCCGUCCGUAGGCGCGCUUCUUAGUUACCAGCUGAUAAUCGAACAACGUUAAACUAGUUAGCAGUCAGUUCGACUUUGCGAGUGCGCGAUUUUACUAUAAUUAAUUAAGUUGAAUAGUUUAGUGAGUCAAAUAAAAUAAACUAAGUAUAAUAGUACCUGGAAACUA